Molecule: messenger RNA, 2896 nt
Organism: Pocillopora damicornis (cauliflower coral)
Lineage: Eukaryota; Metazoa; Cnidaria; Anthozoa; Scleractinia; Pocilloporidae
Biological process (GO): iron ion transport; intracellular iron ion homeostasis; copper ion import
Cellular component (GO): plasma membrane
Molecular function (GO): ferric-chelate reductase activity
Source: RefSeq, a predicted model, not a curated record
AUGCAGGUGAGAGAGACUCCAUCAUGCUUUAUUUUCAGCGUUAGAUGCUUUAAAAUUGAGUUGAAUAUUGUGGUACUUUUUAUCGAGAUUGAAAGUGCUCCGGUAAAUGUGCGCGCAUGCUCAACAUGUUCGUUACGGGACGUGAAUCAUCCACUGAUAUUCAGUUUUCAUUUAAAGGCAGAAGACCAUUUCCAUGAAUAUGAUCCGCUGAGGACGGGAAAUGUCAGUCCUAGUGAUUUUAAAAAAGUUUUCACGGAUGCAUUUCAGAAUCUUCUAACUGAUGAACAAAUGGAAGAAAUUCUUAGCUUUUACCGCGAUCAUGACAAUCCUGAAGUCUGCAAUUGGUCAAAGUUCCUCCAUGAUGCUGAAACUGGAAGCAUCACUGAAGGACAGCUCUCCUUCUCAAUUACCGAACAGGAGGUGGAAUACGGCCAUGAAGAAACAGAGCAACCUUCAAAAAGGGGCGAAAGUUCAAAACAGUCACCUGGAUUUUUCAUUGAAGUUCCCGACGGUCAAGAGGAUCAGGUGGUGACCUUCAACAAGACCACCUCUCUCGUCCGCCAACGUUGGAAGCGAUUUUCCAUUUCAUACGAAGCUAUAGUCUGGGCCGUGUUUCUGCUGGUGACAACGUUGUGUAUCGUGGAUCACUUUAUAUUCAAUGGUGAUGUGGUGCUCGGAAGAAGUGGUAAACUCCCAAAACGCAUCUGGGGAACCAACAUAGGAGAAACUUUAACCAAUGUGGUGUGGGCUGUCACUGCUCGACUGAUUAUAACCUCUCAGAACUUGAUGUUCUAUACGAUGAUGUGGUGUUUGCCAAAUUUCAUCAGUGAGGUCACUCCAAACUGGAUCACUGUGGAUGGAAUCCGCGAGGUUCAUUCAAGAAUGCAUACUUUUGCUGGGAUAUUCCUGAUUGCCGUUCCGUCCCUUGCCCAUGUUCUCGUAAUAUUUGUACCACCCCUAAUUGACGGAACCGAGCUGAAAUAUUAUCCACCAAGCACCUUUAACUAUAGCACGUCUCCGGAUCACUUAAACUGGACGAAGCCCUGGGACCCAGCAGCUGUGGAAGGCUGGACUUUUAACGACCACAAAGGAGUUCAUCUAACUUCAGACGAGAUCUACCGUUUUGUGCUGAUGAUCGUUCUUUUCUGCUUCUUCUUUCCUCUCAGCAGAUCCAACUACGCCAAUCAAAGAAGCUACUCUUUGGCAAUGGCCCUGCAUAUCUUUGCCGGUAUCUGGUACGCUAUCGACAACAUUCGGAAGAUCACUCACGGACUGGCCCAUGUUACCAACCUUCCAAUACUCAUUAUCUGGUGCGUUGACAGGUUGGUCUCCAUUUACUUUUAUCGACGCCACGACGGUCACAUUGUUGAAAAAGAAGUCAUUGGUAAAGAUUACGUCAUUCUGUAUGUCAAACUCGACAAAGACGUGAAAUAUACUGUCGGCGACGUUUACUAUCUUCUGCACCAACCGAAAGGAAGCACUGGAAUAGCGCCACAACGGUCUCAUCCCUUCACCACCUUUGCUAACAUGACAAAAAAUUCAACCUGGGACAUUGGUUUCGUGAUAUCGAUUAUGGAGGACGAUAACCAGCUCUGCCUCCCUUGGACUCAUUGGCUCGCCUAUAGUACUGGAGACGUCACUUUCCGUACGUGGGGACCUUAUCGCUCAUCUGUCUCAAAGUUGUACCACCAGCUGGUGUCAAACGUGCCCUCGCCUUCUCACUACGUUCUGUUCGCAACCGGGUCUGGCUGUGGCUACGUAUUAGAUGUUCUGAGCUGUCUAGCCCACAAAACAGAAGCGCGUCUCAGAGGAAACGAAAUAGGAGAAGAGAAGAGGAUCGAUAUCUUCUACUCAGUCCGCUGUAAAGCGUUGUACCAUUUCCUUCGGAAACCUAUAGACGAACUCCUGGAAAAGAUCAGAGAGAAGAAUGUUACUUCCAUAAACUUCCGCUUUUAUGUCACCAGUCCAGAGGAAGAAACGAGCGAAGAAAAUGCAGCCGAAAGCCAGUUUCAGCUCAUUAAAGGUAGGAUAGAUUUUGAAAAAGCCCUCAAGUCUACAACUAAGAAAUCUUGCUGCUACUUUGUGGGUAGGCCAGAAAUCGCCGAAACUGUGGAGAAAAUUUGCAAGAAGAAAGGUGUAACGCUGGUGAAGGAUUUCACGAACGGCAGAGGACAUAAAAAAGAUCGACAUUUAUUGUUAAAGUACCUCAAGAUUAGUUUCUGGGCCAUUUUCUUCACAAUCGCCUUUUGUGUUGCCGCAAAUAUUGUUAUAGAUGUUAGAAGUAUCAAACAUUCUCUUAAGACGUAAAUACAACGAGGUAAUUCAAAACAAAACCUUGUUUAAAUAAUGAUUGUAGGUAUAUGAAAAUCAUAUAUGUGCAGUGCGGUGAAGAAACGAAUAUAAGAGAUCCUCGCAGCUAUAAGCACUACUGAACUGGUAGUUGAAAUAAGAUGUGAAAAAAAUUAUAGGCUCGUACGGGAUUUUAACCCAUGACCUCUGCGGUAGAGCGCUGCACCGGUAUCGCAGAGGUCAUGGGUUCAAAUCCCGCACGGGCCUGAAUUUUUUUCAGUUCUUAUUUCAACUACUAGUUCAGUAGUGUUUACAGCUGCGAAAAACCUUGUUUAUCGGAUAGACGACAGUAAUUCAGUUAUUCGAAAUAAUCUUAAGUUGGGGUAGGCAACAGAAAUAAGCUGUGCGCUCGUAAAGACUAAUCGGUUAGCUCAGUGGUGUCUAUAGCCGCGAAAAACCUUGUUUAAUGUUUAGACGACAGUAAUUUAGUUACUCGAAAUAAUCUUAAGUAAGGAGAGGCAACAGAAAUAAGCUGUGCGCUCGUAAAGACUAAUCGGCUGUGCACGCACAGAAAAAAAAUUUAGUAAACAACAUUUAUGGCCAAUAG